Molecule: messenger RNA, 1214 nt
Organism: Paramecium sonneborni
Lineage: Eukaryota; Ciliophora; Oligohymenophorea; Peniculida; Parameciidae
Source: the annotation of a GenBank genome assembly
AUUAAUUUCUAUUAUGUCCAUAAAUUACGACCUAUUGAAAAUCUAAAUCAAUACACUAACAGAAUGCUAUAUGGAGUAGAGUCAUAAAUCAUUAAUAUUAGAUUUUUCUACUUUCAAUUAAGAAGAACAUUUAAAUUACUUAAAAUCGUAUUCUAUAAAUUUAAUAAUAGAUUUCUAUAUCAACCUCUAAUAGGUUAGGAAACAGAAUUUUAUGAAAAAAAUAAAGAUCGAUUAGAUGAUUUAACAUAAUUUGAAUAAUAAUUUCUUGAAAUUUUCUAUAAUGAUUUAAUAAUUAAGGAUUUUACAUCAGCUGUAAAGAUUAUAUUUAAUUCUACUUUAGAUGAUAUUGUCAAAAGAAUAAUUCACUCGAUAAUAAAUAUUAGAUCCUUCAAAGACACCAUUAGAAUUUUUCUAAACAACUUAAUCAACAAUUAAAAGAGGCUGUGUAGUCAAUGAUGAAAACCCGAAAGAUUUAGCAGCAGAACUUAAAACUUUUGGAUAUUAAACUAAACCUUCAAUUUAAUUGAUUUGUUUAAAGUUGGUUUAUGAUCUUGGAAAAGAUGUAAAUGAAAAUUUAGAUUCUAUUUGUAAAAAAGUUAGAGAUUCAUAAAUGUCAAAUCUUGCUCCAAUUCUAGAUAUUCAAUUUAAAACUGAUAACAUUCAGAAUUUAUAUAAAGAUGCUUAAAAAGCCUAUUCAACUAUUAAUGCAGCACUUUUGAAUCAAGAAGUAGAAACAGAAUAUAUGAUAUUAUGUACUAAUAUUGUAGAUUUGGCGAUUACAUAUUUAGGUGAUACUGAAUUAAAAGGUGAAGAUUAAAAUAGACGUUAUUCAAAUAAUUUAAUUUAUUUUGUAUUGAAAAUUUUGUUUAAUUCCGUUCCACCUAGUUAUGGUGGAAUAUUUUUCACAUUUGAUAGAGGAUUUAUUUAAAGUAAAAAGAUUUUUCAUUUCAUGAACAAUCUCAAUAAAUUUGAUAUAUACAUAGCUUGGCCUUUUGGUGUUAAAUUAAAUGCCAAAGUAUUUGAUGAAGUUGCAAAAAGUAAUACUUUAAAAAUAUUAAAGGUUAUGCAAUUGUUUAAAGAUAAUAAUCAGCGACAAUUACAGUAAAUUAAACUUUAAAGAUAUUCUAAGAAUGUUUUUCCGGAAAAUAUAAGGAUGAAGCAGAAAAAGACAUUCUCUAACCAAUAAAAUUAGGAUAAUGAUUAUUAUAUAGGAU